This is a messenger RNA of Uranotaenia lowii, 777 nucleotides long. Its product is annotated as pickpocket protein 28-like. Lineage: Eukaryota; Metazoa; Arthropoda; Insecta; Diptera; Culicidae. The transcript has 4 exons. The record is from RefSeq and is a predicted model, not a curated record. Gene Ontology annotation, molecular function: ligand-gated sodium channel activity. Bases 1 to 777 code for a protein of 258 amino acids. Gene Ontology annotation, biological process: sodium ion transmembrane transport. Gene Ontology annotation, cellular component: membrane.
AUGGAAACUUUCGAGAAGGCUCACAAAAUGGGUCCAAGAAACGGAUAUCAAGUGCUCAUUCAUCCACCGGACGAGGCACCAACGUUGGAGCAUUUCCAUUACCAUUUGGCUUUGGGCAGUAGUAUGACUCUGACAGUGAAGCCGCAAUUGACGGAAACAGCACCAGCACUACGAUCUCAGCGGUUGGAACACCGGCAAUGUUUCUUCGAAAGUGAAAGAUAUCUACGGUACUUCAAAAUUUACAACCAGCAUAAUUGCAUGCAGGAAUGUUUAGUGAAUUUCACUUACAAAUUGUGUGGGUGCGUUAAAUUCUCCAUGCCAAGAAGCGCGGACAUGCGAGAAUGCGAUGCUAGUGAAAUCGACUGUUAUUCAGGCGCCUACAUGAAAAUGUUUGCUCGAGAAGUAGGAGGAAAUAACGAUCAUCCUUGUGGUUGUUUGCCAGCGUGCACGUCACUGUCCUAUGAAGUCGAAAUUUCAAGUCAACCGUACAGUGUGCAAGCUUUUGUCGAAGCCUUGGGAUUUCCGUCGAUAAAUUUUUAUGGUGUAGUUUUCCUUAUGAUAAAUAUGAAGGAAAACCGGAUUCUGGCAACAAUUCGUCAGGAGCUGGUGAGUUUCAGCGAUUCGGUUGGUAAGUUGGGAGGACUUUUCGGACUAAUGAUGGGAGCCAGCAUGAUAAGUAUUCUGGAAAUCGUAUAUUUUUGUUUGAUAAGACCUCUAAGGAGAGACGUAAAAGUGGCUCCGGUACGGCAAGUUCUGCCAUGUCGACAUGAUUAUUGA